GGUGGUCGACGAGGCGAAGGGGCGCGCCAGGUCAGCAACAAAGGAGAGGACCGGCGCAUCUCGGAGGUAGAAUACGACGUCGGUAUCAUUUUACACGGAAGGAGUGUUGAUGGAGGAGACACGCGCCGGCGCGUGCCAGCUGCGCAACACGGCACGCGACCAUCUGGCACAGGCGGGGUGGCGCGCCUUUCCUCCUCGCAUCACCGCCGUAUAAAAGGCUCGGCGGCGUUCGCUGCCGCUCCCACUUCGUUGCUCCGCUUGCCACAGCUCUCUCGUCGAGUGAUGUUCUGCUGAAGGUGUACACCAACGGCCUGUGUAUUUCAUACGAAGCUUCGCGAAGGAUUUGACGCCCAGCGAUCAAGAUGGGCCGAGGCGGCAUUGACACGUCGGCUAGUGAAAAGAGCCAUGGCGUCUUCAAGCUCAAUUUAGACACAUCGCUUGACAACUUGGACCUAUUUCACAAGAGCGUCCUCCGGUAUCAAAUUUCUAAGGUGUCGCCGAGAAUUGGCCGCUCAUCUCCUAAGCAGGAGGUUAGACAAGAUGACUGGCUGUCUCAUUCGAUUGAGCAAGUCUGUCGCAAGACCCUCUACAAAAAUUUACAGUACAGGACCGUAAACAUGUCUUCUGAAGUUGGCGGCGAAAAGGAUGUGUGCUUUGUUGAGAAAGAUAAACUUGCAGAAAAACAAAAAAUUGACGCACCCGGUUCAACGCCGGCCCCACCUGGGACACCGAACAACAAAGCGACCGGUGUGAAGACCCCCGAAGACGCCAGGAUCGCUCUGCCUAAUACGCCGAAGACGAGCACUCCCAAGAGCGCAUCCUCGUUCAUGAAGCGAUGCCGGAGGGGCAGCUCGUUUCGCCUGCUGCGGGCUUCUUCGGAGAAGAAGAACGUCCGCUUCGCUUCAACAGAAGAUCUGGCCGCCGAGGAGCGCCACUCGCCUUCCCUCGCGCCGUCGUUCGAGUUCAGAGUAAAAGCAGAAGAAGCGCUUGAAAGCAUAUAUGCUACCGUCAGUCCCAUUGUGCCGAAGAACCUCAAGGAUGUCUGUCGGAGGCUUCCUUUUGCUGACGAUGAGCCAGCGACGCCCGUAAAGAAACUGGAAACUCCAGAACGUUCCUUCGUCAGCCCUGUUAUGCUUCCUCAGAACAGCCCGUUGGGACACUACCUGCAGUGGAUCGUUGAGCAGUCGGGGCUGAGCUCCGUGCCCAGCGUCCAGCAGUGGCUCAAUUCAGUACGCCUUUCGGUGGAAAAUGAGUGCCUGAGCGCCUUGCAAAGCAAGUCUCUUACCAAAGACCCUGCUCUGGCUGCGGUACUGGCCGUCGGCGAUGCCCACGAUGCCAUCAUGUCACUGCGAGACCGUGUUGAUUCGGUUAAGGCAACCGUAACUCACCUGACCAGGAGGCUCGAGCAGGGACUUUGGAUUAAGUUCUGCAGCAGCGCGCCCGGCCUCAGCUCAGAGGUGAACGACUUACUGCGAGACUACAAGGCCGUCAUCCAUGGAUCCUCACCGUACUCGCGCAAAGUCGAAAACCACCUAUACCAACUGCUCCAAGAUCUCCGAGAGAUCGGAGCCAGGCCCAACCGCAAGCCUACUGAUCCCGAGCAUAUCAAAUCGCUACUGACAGACAUCAAGAACACCGUGCAGACGCUCAGUAACUCCCUCGUCUUAAAGGAACUGGAGAAAAUUGUGAAGAUGAGCGGCGAUAACCAGGCCCUGAGUUGCGCGCGGCGAUCGGUGGCUGCUUUGAGUAGCCUGGGCGAAACCGGUCCGGACAUGUGCGACCUGAUCACCCGAGUAGGGGGCAUCCGUGCUCUGCUGUCGAUUGCCCAAGACGUCCAGUUACGGCCGCUCAGGUGCGCCGCCAUUCGCGCGCUGACCAUCAUCUGCGGCCACUCGGUGGCUAUUCGGCAGCUGGAGCAAGCGGGAGGCAUUGAAUUCAUCGAGCGCACCCUGAGAGACACCAGUCAACAGGAGAGAUGCGAAGCAGUGGGUUUACUGGCCCAGGUCACUGCUCCGUGGGUCGACUGUAGCGGUGUAACCUUGAGACACAUGUCGAGGCACAUGGACUCGCUGGUCUCCUCCCUGACCGGCAUGAUAGAGCAAGCCACCAGCGGAGACGUGUUUCUGCUAUCCGCAGCAGCACUCGCCAACCUCUCCUUCCUAGACCGUGUAGCUCUGGAGUGCAUCCACAGGAACAAAUCUGUGCAUGCCCUCAUGCUGGCGACCAGGCAGAAGGACCUCGCCUGUUCCAUCUUUGCCAAGGAUCAGGUGUCCACAAUACUGGCUAACUUAUCUGGCAGAGCUCACUACCACGCAGACAUCAUGGAGUCUGGCGCGCUGACCCAGCUCGUCUGCUAUCUCCAACUUCGCCCUUCCAGCCUGCACAGCAGCGGAGAAGUGGACGCUUGUGAACGCGUCCUGCAGAAGUCUGCUAUCGCACUAGCGCGCCUGUGUUCAUGCUCGAGCACAGCCGGGAUGGUCUUGCAAAUGCAAGUUGUGCAAAGACUAGUUCGCCUGUGCAAGGAGCCAAAAGAACGCAACAGCAGCAACUCUGUCCUGGUGGCCUGCCUAGCAGCACUUCGCAAGAUUGCCGCCUCAUCCGGUCAUGAGGACCUGAAGGACCUCGGUGCUGCAGAACUCGUGAAAGACCAUCUUUGGAGCUCUUUCAAGCAAUAUUCGGUUGCCCACGAAAGCUACGUUUAACAGGGGCCAGAACCUGCAACAACGCUUUCGCAUUUAAAUGCGCACCAAGCCUGCCUAUGCAUUUAAGAUAUGAUCAAAAACUAGCCCAGAGCGUUCACACAAGCUCGAAAAAGAAGUAGUCACAGAGUCUUGAAGCCACCUCCGUCUUCGGACAUGGGUCAGUCGAAGGCAGACGGAGUAGGAACCCCGUGAUAAAGAAGCUUGAGUAUUUAUAAGCGAGUUAUGUCACUGCCAAGUGACCAAUAUACCGAAGAACGUUAUGCAUGUUUGCGGUUUCCUUUAGGGAUGGAUCUGCUAGUUCCAGCCGUAAUGCAUCAAUUGUGUCCCCGUGACGACACAAGUCUAGUCAUGCCUAGUCUCUUAAAACUAUAAAUUGUGCACGCCAUAUAUCAAACCCUGCACAAUGUGAACUCUCAUUGCGACAGUAGUGUGUCAUUAUUAGAUUACCACGAAGACACAUUUUUUUUAUUGCGAGAGCUCGCGCAAAUGAUUGUUUCAUGUUGCUUUUUGUUGCUCUUUCAAGUACAGCUCGUGACCAAAGACUGAAGUACUUCACAGUUUUCUGUGUGUCCCAGUGCUGGAUCCAUGAGAGUCCUAUUCAUGAUUCGUGUUCUUUGUAUACACCAGUACACUUUUCAGUUACAUUAUCACAUUUGAUUUAUAUGUGCAAAUAAAUUGAGAGGAACUUCGA
This is a messenger RNA of Rhipicephalus microplus (southern cattle tick), 3393 nucleotides long. It is a transcript of the gene insc, whose product is annotated as spindle orientation adaptor protein inscuteable. The record is from RefSeq and is a predicted model, not a curated record. Gene Ontology annotation, molecular function: cytoskeletal adaptor activity; protein binding. Lineage: Eukaryota; Metazoa; Arthropoda; Arachnida; Ixodida; Ixodidae. Gene Ontology annotation, cellular component: apical cortex. Gene Ontology annotation, biological process: asymmetric cell division; establishment of mitotic spindle orientation; regulation of asymmetric cell division.